CCAUCACACAGAACCUGUUCCUUUAUGGGAUUGAUUUCACGUCUGCAACCUUCUCCUGCGCCUUCAUCAACAUGGUGCCUGCUAUCACAUUCUUACUGGCUCUACCAUUCAGGCUAGAGAGCGUGAAGUUGAAGAGCAAGAGCGGGAGAGCCAAGGCAAUGGGUACAAUGGUAUGUGUUGGUGGUGCCAUGUUGCUGAUACUUUACAAAGGAAUACCAUUAACGAAUCCAAUGAUGAUGAACUCGAAGCAGAACCACCUGCAGAAACCAUCACGUAACUAUGCCCAGCCAACGAACAAGCUGGGGCCACCGCCACCCUCCUUUUCCCCCAGCGAGGGGGCACCUGAGAGAUGGACCAUCGGUUCACUGGCUUUGGUUGCUGGCAGCAUCUGCUGGUCAUCAUGGUUCCUUCUCCAAGCAAAGAUUGGGAAGCACUACCCAUGCCACUAUUCUAGCACAGCAAUAAUGUCAUUCUUCAGCGCCUUUCAAUCUGCUCUGCUAAGCUUCCUCUUUCACAGGGACAUUUCCAUGUGGAUCCUCAAAGGCAGAGUUGAGAUCUUGACCGUCCUUUAUACUGGAAUCAUGGGAUCAGGCUUAUGUUACGUGGGCAUGGCAUGGUGUGUCAAGAAAAGGGGUCCACUUUUCACUGCAGCAUUUAGUCCCCUCAUUCAAAUCGUUGUAGCCAUGUUUGAUUUCUCCAUCCUACAUGAACAACUUCACAUUGGAAGCAUAUUGGGAUCCAUUCUCGUAAUCGUCGGCCUCUAUGUUCUUUUGUGGGGUAAGAGCAAAGAGGCACAAGAUAGUGUGACAAUGAGGCCCCGAGUAGAAGCAGCAGAUGAGCAAGGAGAUCAAGCAACACAUCUAUGACACAACAUCAUCAUCAUCACAAUUGAUGUUCCUCCUUAAUUAAUUUUGGUUCCUUCAAGUGGGAAAUUCUUUGCUAAACUCGCUUCAUAGAGAUUUCAUACUAUCUGAUCAAAGUUCUCAUUGGUAGUAGAAGAUAAAUUCUAAACUAUUCUAAAGACAUCAAUAAACACAUGAAUGGGCACGAGCGAAUGCAAGAUGGAUGUUAUCGCCAUGCUUUAUAUUUUAGUAUUUAAAGUGUUGGAAUUAUUAUGUUCA
Molecule: messenger RNA, 1121 nt
Organism: Macadamia integrifolia
Lineage: Eukaryota; Viridiplantae; Streptophyta; Magnoliopsida; Proteales; Proteaceae
Product: WAT1-related protein At3g30340-like
Exons: 4
Coding region: 72-866 (264 amino acids)
Cellular component (GO): plasma membrane
Molecular function (GO): transmembrane transporter activity
Source: RefSeq, a predicted model, not a curated record